Molecule: messenger RNA, 1067 nt
Organism: Rattus norvegicus (Norway rat)
Lineage: Eukaryota; Metazoa; Chordata; Mammalia; Rodentia; Muridae
Gene: Il25
Product: interleukin 25
Exons: 3
Coding region: 77-586 (169 amino acids)
Biological process (GO): signal transduction
Cellular component (GO): extracellular region
Molecular function (GO): cytokine activity
Source: RefSeq, marked validated
CAGCCGCUCCAGUCAGCCUGCUUCUAGAAGGCCUGUCAGGCAGGGCAGUACCUGUGGCUGGUGAGCAGUGUCCGGCAUGUACCAGGCUGUUGCGUUCUUGGCAAUGGUUGUGGGAACCCACACCGUCAGUUUGCGGAUCCAGGAGGACUGCAGCCACUUACCCAGAUGCUGUCCCAGCAAACAACAAGAAUUCCCCGAGGAGUGGCUGAAGUGGAACCCUGCACCUGUGUCUCCCCCAGAGCCUCUGAGGCACACCCACCACCCAGAAUCCUGCAGGGCCAGCAAGGACGGCCCUCUCAACAGCAGGGCCAUCUCUCCUUGGAGCUAUGAGUUGGACAGGGACUUGAAUCGGGUCCCCCAGGAUCUGUACCAUGCUCGAUGCCUGUGCCCACACUGCGUCAGCCUACAGACAGGAUCUCACAUGGACCCAAUGGGCAACUCAGUACCACUCUACCACAACCAGACAGUCUUCUACCGGCGGCCAUGCCACGGCGAGCAAGGUGCCCACGGCCGUUACUGCUUGGAGCGCAGGCUCUACCGAGUCUCCUUGGCUUGUGUGUGUGUGCGGCCCCGUAUGAUGGCUUAGUCCUGCUUGCCACCUGCCUGAGGCUGAUCCCUUGUUGGGAGAAUGGGCCAGGGGUCCCUUGCCAAAGUGGGGCAGGGUACCUGGAUGUGAAGCCCUUCCAAAGCCCUACCUGAAGCAGCAGGAUCCUAGGACAAGAUGGAGGACUUGGGGAGAAACUCUGACUUUUGCACUUUUUAAAAGCACUUUUGGGAAGGAAUGGGUUCAGCUUGUGCUGCCGGAAGACGCUGUUGUGGCAGUUCCUCUCAGGAACAAACUCCAAAGGCCUGCUGACCCCUGGAAGCCAUAUUCCCGGUUCUUCCUUUCCUCUGAACCCCCCAGCCCAGCACUGGCACUUUCUUCACCCUGCCCCUUUUGCCUGCCAUUGCAUUUGUGAACGCCGACUCUGCUCACGGCCAGGUGCUUUGAAGCAGACGGCUCUGAGGCGAAAGUUGUUAUUGAACGUGAAGAGAUUUGUCCAAAUAAAUGUCUGUGUUUUAAAAUG